This is a messenger RNA of Cuscuta campestris, 2006 nucleotides long. The record is from the annotation of a GenBank genome assembly. Lineage: Eukaryota; Viridiplantae; Streptophyta; Magnoliopsida; Solanales; Convolvulaceae.
CUCAGUUUGAUUAAGUUUCCUUGUUUAGUUGUUUUUGGUGUGUAUAUACUCCCAACAUAAUUCCACUUCCAUGAGAAUAUUAACACACAAGUUUUUUUUUUUUUGCCAAAAUUAAUUAAUUUUAGAGAUCCAAAUUUCUCCACACACACAAAAAAAUGGCAAAUCUGUGCCAGAACUUAGUGUUCUUCAUCACCACCUUCCUUUAUUUCAAUACAAUCAAACCAUUAGAAGCAUGCCAUCCAUGGGAUGAAGAGGCCCUUCUGGAUUUCAAAAAAACAGUCACAGAUGAUCCUACUUACCCUCUGCUCCUCACAUGGACUCCCUCCGCGGACUGCUGCGUCGCGUGGGAGGGAGUGUCUUGCGACAACCAGACAGGCCGUGUCGUGGCACUGUCGAUAUCCGACUACGAGGGGAUCCUCAACGUGUACGUUUCCGGGUCCCUCCCCCCUUCCAUUGGGAACAUGUCCUCCCUCCAAGUUCUUAACCUCGCCGGGCUCCAGAACCUGUGGGGUCCCAUCCCGGAUUCCAUUGGGAGAUUGGUCUCCCUCACCACUCUCUAUCUCAAUGGGAACGGUUUCUCAGGUGAGAUCUCGGACGCCAUUGGGAAUCUCAAGAACCUCCAGUUUCUCGACUUGUCCGAAAACCAACUCACGGGUCGGAUCCCGGGCAGCAUUGGGAAUUUCAAGCAUCUCCAAGAUCUCUACUUGUUCAAGAACCAGCUCGCGGGGAGCAUCCCGGGCACCAUUGGGAAUCUCAAGAAGCUCCGGUAUCUGGACUCGUCGAUCAACCAACUCAGUGGAAGAAUCCCAAGUGGUGUGGGCAGUCUUUCGGCUCUAGUGAGAUUACUGCUCAAUGGAAACAGAUUGACUGGACCCAUUGCUGCAGAGUCAAUAUCAGGCCUGAGCUCACUGGAAGUCCUCGAUUUAUCCUAUAAUGCCCUGACGGGGACGAUCCCACCCGCCAUUGGAGACCUCAAGAAUGUGAAAUGGGUCUUUCUUGGGAACAACAAUUUCACAGGGAAUCUCCCGGAAUCCAUUGGCCGCCUCUCCAACCUCAUGACUCUGCAACUCCACAACAACGGCUUCACCGGAGAAAUCCCAGAGGCUUUGGGAGAUCUUCGCAACCUCGGCGUAUUGGAUCUGUCAAGAAACCAACUGAGCGGAAAGAUCCCUCCCCAGCUGGGAAACCAGCAGGGAUUAUCCUCUUUGGAUCUCUCAUUCAACCCAUCUCUGGAUCUCCGGGUCAUUCCGGCCCUGAGAGUUACAAAUCUUUCUUUAGCAGGAAUGGGUCUCAGAGAGGUUCCCAGCUCCCUGGCUUCUUCAUCCUUUUCAAUUCUUGAUCUAUCAAGAAAUCAGAUCCAGGGAAAAAUCCCAUCUUGGAUGGGAAACAUGACCGCUCUUUCCUCCCUGAACCUGUCCAACAAUGGGUUUCACUCACAAAUCCCAGACGAAUUCAGGAACUGUUCAUCUCUGUCGGUUCUUGACCUCCACUCAAACAACCUCUCUGGGGAUGUGAACACCAUCAUAUUCAAGAAAGCAAGCCAGUCGGGAUUCUUCGAAGUGGGACACUACACGUUCAUAGAUCUCUCAAACAACCGAUUCUCUGGGGAAUUAGAAGACGGAACUGUUCUGGACAAGAUAGAAUCCCUGAAUCUAUCAAACAAUCAGUUCGAAGGGAGAAUUCCGAAAUCUCUUGGGAAUGCUACAGAGCUGGAGACGAUAGUGCUUUCAGGCAACGAGUUCAGCGGUACAAUACCAGAGGAUGUGAUGAAUCUUGAAUAUCUAAAAGAGUUUGACGUUUCUAGGAACAUAUUGAGUGGGGAAAUCCCUGCCCACAAAUCAAAUAUACCCAAGGAAGCAUUUUUAGGGAAUCCUGGCUUGUGUGGAUCCCCACUUCCUCCUUGCAAACAUUAAUGCCCUGUUUUUUUUAAAGUUUAGGGAUAGAAAUAAUGAAGAAAGAGUGAAAAGGGAAGAGUGUGAGAAUGAGAAGAAAUUGUUACUAGUUGU